Macrobrachium nipponense is the source of this 645-nucleotide messenger RNA. Its product is annotated as tigger transposable element-derived protein 1-like. The coding region runs from base 1 to 645 and encodes 214 amino acids. Lineage: Eukaryota; Metazoa; Arthropoda; Malacostraca; Decapoda; Palaemonidae. Gene Ontology annotation, cellular component: nucleus. The record is from RefSeq and is a predicted model, not a curated record. Gene Ontology annotation, molecular function: DNA binding. The transcript has a single exon.
AUGUCGAUAGAACUAAAGCAAGAAAUAAUAGAAAAACAUGAGCGUGGCGCACGAGUGAUUGAACUUGCAAAGAUCUAUGACCGUAGUACAUCGACAAUUUGUACGAUAUUGAAGCAGAAGGAUGCCAUCAAGAGUGCUACACCAGCAAAAGGAACCACAAUUCUUUCCCAAUUAAGGACAAAUAUCCACGAGGAAAUGGAGAAGCUUCUGCUUGUGUGGGUGAAAGAGAAGGAGUUGGCAGGAGAUACAGUGACGGAGACGGUAAUAUGCGAGAAGGCACGGAGUAUUUAUGCCGACUUAGUGAAGAAAGAAGCAUCAACUUCUAAAGAGGCAUCAGAAGAAGCGUUUAAGGCAAGCCAUGGCUGGUUUGAUCAUUUUAAGAAGAGAACUGGCAUCCAUUCAGUGGUGAGGCAUGGCGAAGCUGCGAGUGCAGAUGUGAAAGCAGCCGAUACGUACAUCCAAAAGUUCGCUGCGCUUGUUGCGAGGGAAGGCUACAUCCCGCAACAGGUGUUCAACUGCGAUGAAACGGGCCUAUUUUGGAAGAAAAUGCCGUGGAGGACUUACAUCACAGCAGAGGAGAUGAUGAUGCCAGGCCAUAAACCCAUGAAGGACCGUCUGACCCUUUUUAUUAUGUGCAAAUGCUAG